AACGAGCGAAACCAGAACUCGUUCGUAGGUUAUUUUCCGAGCGAACGUUCAACCGUGCGGGUGUGUUGCUCUUGGUGUCUUAACAUUUUAGGAGCAAAAAAAAAGCACAAAAUAUACCAUCAUUCUACGGUUUCUGUGAGAACACAUUCUGAGUUGAAGUUGUGAGAAGCAAAAAACAUAUAAAAAAGAUUUCAGUGAUCGUUAAGAGAUUUAACGAACGGCAAGUGUUUGUUUAGUGCGUCUGCUUGUGCGUUGUCUACGGUGUGCAAGAAGAAUUGAACAAGAAAAUCAAUGAGUGCAUCAGUUGCAUCGGUGUACUGAGAAGACUUACGAGUGAGUGCAAAAGUCGAUUGAAACACAGUGCAGUUGUACGAAGUUUUACAAGUGUUCCGUGUGCGUGUGCGUGUACCGCAAGCUGUGAGUGCAACGUUGCAAUCCGUUGUGUCGUGUCCAAAGUGUACACUGUCACCCUUUGCCGGUACCCCUUCGUACCAAAAUGACUGCCGAUCUAAUGGAUUUACGGAUGCACCAUCACCUAGCGCUCCAGACGGAGUUCUACCGGAUGCAGAUGCAACGUUUGCCGGAUCCGUAUCCGGCGAUGCUACCAGUUCCACCGCCCCGUCCACUGAUGAUACCGCCGCGCUACAACACCCUGCCGGAUGUGGACAUUAAGCUGCAGAACCGCGAUCUCUGGAGUCAGUUCCACAAGAUCGGUACCGAGAUGAUCAUCACCAAGAGUGGCCGACGUAUGUUUCCCUCGAUGCGCCUAUCGGUGAACGGGUUGGAAGCGGAAGAGAACUACUUCAUCCUGCUGGAGAUGGUCCCGAUCAGUGACUGCCGGUUCAAGUUCAGCGGUUCCCAGUGGGUACCGGCGGGUGGUGCCGAACCGCAGAGCCCGCAGCGCAUCUAUUUCCAUCCCGAUGGGCCAGCACUCGGUUCCCAUUGGACUUCGCAGCCGAUCGUCUUCAACAAGGUGAAGCUCACCAACAACACGCUCGACAGUAAUGGUCAUAUUGUUCUAACCAGUAUGCACAAAUAUCAACCACGCAUUCACGUCAUCAAAGCUUCGGAUGCUACUCAAAUUCCCUGGGCUCCACAGCAAGCUUUUACCUUCCCUGAGACAGAAUUUGUUGCUGUCACUGCUUAUCAGAACGAUCGCAUUACCAAACUGAAGAUUGACAACAACCCAUUUGCGAAAGGUUUCCGAGAGACGGGUCAGUCUCGAUGCAAGCGCAAGGCAGGACUGUUGAUGUCACCGGACUCCGGACUUGGCAACCGCAGCUCGGAGGAAGACGAUGAGUCUGAUGGGCAGGAAACGGGCCCGGAAGCAAAGCGUCCUCGCACUAGUAGCCUUGCUGGUUCUUUGUCCUCCUUGGACGACAGUGAACUCUCCGUCAGUGAUGGAUCGUCCAGCGGGACGAGCUCACCGGUGGUGGUGGAUGAUUUUGGAUCUCCGGUACGUCCUUCACCCUCCUCGAUGGCAGCAAGUGCAUUCUACCAGAACCAUCACCCAGGCAUGGCUAUGCAUGCCGGACUGGUUGCCGCACACCAUCCUCACCAUCUCUCCCAUGCCCAUCCAAUGCUACAGCAACCCGGCGCAGGUUCUUGGAUGGAUCUGAUGUUCCCUUCGUUCGCCCGUUCACAAACAGGCGGAUCGCCCAGCCUCGAACCAAGUGCCCUCGUCCAGGCAGCUCAACAGCUGCAACAGUUUGCGCGCCGUGAGUUCCUACCAAUGCCGGUACCAUCACCGCGUACAUCCAUCAACACCAACAGUGAGGAAGAAAGCUCUAGCAGAAAGCAACAGCUUCCACAGCAUCAGUUACCCUUCAGCAUCUCCGCCAUUCUUGGGCACGAUCGGUAGACGAUCGUGGGUGUGAAUUGUUUGCUCAAAUAACAUCAACCGAGAGGUGAGUGGUUUUCCGCAGGCGCACAAAGUGAGCUGCAAAGCGAAAGCGCAAUGGCUGUAAUCUACGAGAUGAUCCAGACAAACCCAGGAACUCGGGGAAGGCAAACAUCUCCAUCUUCAGCUCCGUUCGUGGCGUGUGUUUGUACUAAGUGACUGAGCAAACGAUGCGUGUGUAUGUGAUUGUUUUGGGGGACGGUUUACCGCGGGCUCACAGAUCGUACAUGGUGGAGGCACACAUGAGAACAUUGUUUGAUAUGCUCGGUGCCGUAAAUCCCCGCUGCUCAGGUGGGUUUACUUACCGGUGUGAGCUGGCAGUGUCGGGUGCGAACAUUUGUUUGAAGGUGUAAAAGCAGAACGAAGCAGAAAGCCACUCAGAACAGGAAAGGCAGAAAGUUAACACGUGUGCAAUUGGUUAGAACGAAAUGGCACCGGUGGAAUGCGAUCAAACAAAUGGCUGCCUGAGCAUGAUGAUGUGUUGGGUUUGGUUGCUUCCUCCGGCUGCCUGUUCGUUCUACAUUACAUAAUACGAUCGAUCCAAAUUUCUUCUCAAAUCUCAAGGAAUAGCAACAGGUUAGGUUUAGAAUGAGACUGUUAAUUAUUUUUAAGGCCAAAUAUCCUCAGACCUCUCAGGGAAUGUCUAACUCCGUCGAAACGGCGUCACAGCUUUCGGUGGAGUUAGAAUCCAUUUUAACAUACACAUAUUGGCCAAAAGGUAGGUGUACGUUUGCUUAAGUUUUGUUAGAAACCUCAUGCUUUAUAGUUGGUUCUAGUGUUUUAUUAUGUUAGACUAGCAAGAUAGGAUAAUUUAUUAACGGCGCUCUAAAGAUGUGAAUCGGCAGAAUAGUUUUAGGAAGGCGCGAACUAAUGUGCGUACUGUGUCACGCCAUUUUAUUUGUUUUGUUUUGUGUGUUUAAGAAAAGUGCAUAGAAAUCCAGUAAAGCUAUAAAUAUAAGUUACUAUCUCAUUAAAAGUUAAGCGAGAAAGCCCACGAGGAUGUGAAGAAGAGAAAUAAAUAGAAAAUAUAAAAUAAUGAA
Messenger RNA from Anopheles funestus (African malaria mosquito), 2940 nucleotides. RefSeq names its product T-box-containing protein TBX6L-like. The coding region runs from base 497 to 1861 and encodes 454 amino acids. The record is from RefSeq and is a predicted model, not a curated record. The transcript is spliced from 5 exons. Gene Ontology annotation, molecular function: RNA polymerase II cis-regulatory region sequence-specific DNA binding; DNA-binding transcription factor activity, RNA polymerase II-specific. Gene Ontology annotation, biological process: positive regulation of DNA-templated transcription; regulation of transcription by RNA polymerase II; heart development. Gene Ontology annotation, cellular component: nucleus. NCBI's taxonomy places the organism in Eukaryota, Metazoa, Arthropoda, Insecta, Diptera, Culicidae.